Molecule: messenger RNA, 1512 nt
Organism: Drosophila mojavensis
Lineage: Eukaryota; Metazoa; Arthropoda; Insecta; Diptera; Drosophilidae
Product: pyridoxal phosphate phosphatase PHOSPHO2
Exons: 1
Coding region: 19-1107 (362 amino acids)
Molecular function (GO): phosphatase activity
Source: RefSeq, a predicted model, not a curated record
CACCGCUUAAAGGUGGCCAUGCCAGAAGCUUCCAAUCGGAUGGCAACGCCAACGCUAAUAAAGCUACUGUCAAAGUUGCCCAAAGCUAAAUCCGAAAUACAUACAUACAGCGAAAGCAGAAGCAAAAGUCAAGCUGCUGGUGCUGCCCACCAGUGGGCUCUAAAAAUCCCAUUUAAGAGGCAUCUACUGCAUAUUCAUAUGCAAAAGCCAGUCAACAUGUCUACAGGAGCAGCAGCAGUAUCAACUGUCUCAGCAGCGUCUUGCGGACUGGGCAAGCAGCAGCGUCGUCGUUUGGCUGCCUUCGAUUUUGAUCAUACAAUUGUAUCCCAGAAUACGGACACAGUGGUGCGCGAUAUGCUACCCAAUGAAUUGAUAAGCUCAAAAGCACUCACCGAUCUAAUGGAAAGCGAAUGCUGGACAGAGUAUAUGGCUGAGAUAUUUCGUUUGUUGCAUGCGCAACAAGUCCAGGAGUCGCGCAUUCGUGACGUUAUACGCUGUAUACCGGAGGUACCUGGAUUUGUGCGUCUGAUAAAGCACUUGCAGAAGCGUCUCAACUUCGAUUUGAUCAUCAUUAGCGAUUCAAAUAGUGUUUUCAUUGAUGAGUGGCUGCGCGCCCACAAUUUGUCUGAUUGCUUCAAGGCCAUCUUUACAAAUCCCGCUCAUUUUGAUGAGCACGGCCAGCUUCAAGUACGUCCGCAUCAUCAGCAAACGGAUUGCAAGUUGAGCGCCAGCAAUUUGUGCAAGGGCCGUGUUUUGGAGCAUUUUGUAAUUGAGCAGGAUCUGCGUUUUAAUAUACGAUACGAUCAUGUAUUUUACGUCGGCGACGGCAACAACGAUAUUUGUCCUGUUUUGAGGCAGCGCGCCUGCGACUUUGCCUGCGCCCGCCAGGGCUUUGCCAUGGAGAGACAUUUGAUUAAAAAUCGCAACAAAUUGAAGUUGCGAGCCCAGUUGCUCAUCUGGCGAAAUGGUUUCGAUCUGCUCGAGCAGAUGUGCGCAUUGCCCCAGCUUCAAGGACAGUCAAUUGAAUCUCAUCCAUUGGAAACUGAGAUCGGCAGACGUGCAUCAGCUGCAGCACCAGCUGCUCCUCCUGCUCCGCCGGAACAGUAAACAUUUCUUUGGCAUAAACAAUACAUACAUGUAUACAACAAAUAAUCCAUAUAUAUGUAUGUGUAAACAUACAUACAUAUAUAUAUAUUGAUAUAGAUACGCGGGUGGUCAAAAUAAUCGAACAAAAUCAGCUAUAAUUAUGACAAUUUCUUCGGACUACCCUCGUAUUGAAUCUAUAUAUAUGUAUGUAUGUGUAUUGGUUGAUCUUUGCCAUCAUUAAUUCUAUGUUGUGAUCAAUGUUUAUAUAUAUAUAUGUAUGAUAUAUAUAUUUAUAUGUAACUAUUUGUAGUUUAAUGCACUUGAAUGUAAAUGUAAAAGUUUUUUGUAAUGUAUUUUUGUGCUCGCAGCGAUUUGCUUUAAUUGUUGUAUGUUGUAAUUAAUAUGAAAGAUAUAUAUAUAUAUAUA